Molecule: messenger RNA, 2185 nt
Organism: Leptinotarsa decemlineata (Colorado potato beetle)
Lineage: Eukaryota; Metazoa; Arthropoda; Insecta; Coleoptera; Chrysomelidae
Product: TAF5-like RNA polymerase II p300/CBP-associated factor-associated factor 65 kDa subunit 5L
Source: RefSeq, a predicted model, not a curated record
ACUGCCUGAUCGAGCGUUAAGUAUGGUUAUGUUUUGGGCACUUAUUUGCCUUUAAUUGUAAAAUGGAUGAUGUGAAACGGGAGAAUAAUAGAAUAAAACGGUCAAAAAGUGAAGUGAAGACCGUUACUUUUUAUUUCCAAAAGAGAAAUUAUAGUGCUUCAAAAAUUUUCGAAAGUUCAAGAAAUCAACACUUAAGUUACUCCUCAGUGGGAAUGUAUACGUGCCCUACCAGUGGGAGAUCCAAUUCAAUUUUAUUCAGCUGUUGCAAUAUUGACCCUGGAGUGAUAGACCAUAAUUUUAAUACAUUUUUGGACUGGAUGAAAGAACAAACCAUCAAAAGAAGGCGCUGUCGAGACAUCGAACAAUUGGUAGGACCAUUAUUUUGUCACCUUUAUAUGGAUAUAUUCAGAGGUGGGCAUGCAGACAGAGCUACGGCAUUUUACAAGUGCUAUUUAGAGUCGGUAGAAAAUAAGUGUGAUCCUGUAUUCAAGGAGUUGAUACAUCUUAUCGGGAGUGACAAUGACUUGAAGAAAUAUAAAGAAAAUGGUAAAUUGAAAGAGAAUUUUCGAAACAAGAAAAUCGUUAUUAAUAUAAGCAAGGAGUCGUUGGCAGGGCUGAAAAAGUUUGUAUUGGAAAAUUGUCAUGUGAUUUUUUUGCAAGUCUUACAAACCUGGUUUGAUUUUAAUAUCAUCACUGAUUAUGUAAAGAGAGAUAAGGAAGUUGUGACAGUGCCUUCAAUUGAAUAUCCCAAAGAUGAAAAAUUUCAGAAAUUACUGGGUGUUAUUAAUGAAUUGAAAAAGGAAUCAACCCCAAUAUUUAAUAUAAAAAUACAUUUCAGUCAACUGGAUAUAGCAUGUGGUUUACUAAAGAGACAGUGUGAGCUUGUAGCUUUUGCUGAAAAAAACAAAGUGUAUCUAAUGCCUGUUCAUCCCUUGAACUCUUUAUUUGACUUGGAUGACGAUAACCGUCAAGUAGUAUUAACCAACCACUCGGGCCAGAUUUACUGUAUGGACAUGUCACCCAUGAACGAUAUGUUGGUCUCUGGGAGCGGUGACGGCACAAUUUGUAUUUAUGAUUUAGUUAAUAUGACAUUAGUGCGGAAAUGUGUGGGACAUUUAGGACCUGUUUACUGUGUUAAGGUGAGCGGUAAUGGAGAGUUUUUAGUUUCGGGUUCCAUGGACGGAACUGCUAGAUUGUGGCAGUUAAGAAACGGAAAUAUUUUAAGGAUAUUUUCGGGACAUACUCAAUCUGUGACUUGUGUAGACUUCCAUCCAAAUUGUUUGUAUGUAGCUACAGGUUCAACUGAUAAAAAUAUCAGAUUAUGGUGCAUUAAUAAAUCUUCGUCUCUGAGGUUGUUGCACUUCUCUAAGGGGACAAUUUUUUCCCUAGCAUUCAGUCCUUGUGGCAAAAAGCUAGCAAGUGCAUGCGAAGAUAAGAAAAUUCGAGUUUGGGAUAUCCUAACUGCAAAAGUAACUGUGGAACUCAGAUGUAAAGAUUUCCCUAUCCUGAAGUUGCUUUGGAAUGAAGCGGGGAAUGAAAUCUGUGCGGGGACAGUAAACGGAGUUAUUCGAGUGUGGAACUGUUCUAAAACCCAGGAAAAUUGUGAGGUCAAUAAGCCACUCGAACCUGUAUUAACCCAAUCUGUGCAUGCACGGUUAUUGUGCAUUGAGUAUACUUUUGGUACAUAUAGUGUUUUGACAGCCUCAUGAUAAUUGCAUAUUUAUAUUGUAUUCUCAACCUCCAUUCAUUUUGUGAUUUUUCAUUCUGGUAAGAAUAACUCAAUGUUCAUUGAAACUGAUAACUUAAUAUACAAUCAAAAUCUAUUGUUACAGCAAUAAUAAUCAUCAGAUAGGUAUGUAACAUUGUACAGAAUAAUUCUUGUAUCUAUAUUGAUUUGUUUAACUAUUGCAUGCUUCAAUUUAUUGAGAGAAUCAACUUGCUGGAGCGAAUAUAUUCUAAAGAUGAUAACCAUUGACGCCUCAUUUACACACAUGUGUAAAAUUUAUUGUAGAGAUAAUUCAAAGAACGUUUUUAGUACAUUUACUGAUCGACUGAUCUAGCUUGGUCUCCGAGAAACAUAGAAGGGUUACUGUGUAACAAAGUGCAAAAGGUAGCUAUCGAGCAUUAUGACACUGUGCAUACAAACCCCAUAGGUCAAGGUGGAAUGGUCGAUUUGUAGUACUGU